AUGAGUGUUGUUCCAUAUGCAUAUGAAUGUUAUAAGUCUAGCGUACUUCAAUAUAAAGAAUAUACUCUCAGAAUUACUGAUAAUGCUUUAGUCAUACAUAAAGAAGGUGCUGAUGAAGACAUUACCAUCGGUCCUGGUAUAUUACCUAUCGAGCAACCAGAUGGUACAAUUGUUGAAACAGACUUAAAUCAAUACCUUCAAGCGUUACAGAAUCGUGUGACAAAAGUAGAGAAUAAUUACUUAGAUGCUCCAUUCUUCACAACUGAUAGAGAUUAUAUGUUUUCAUGUAUGGCGAGUAAUGGUUUGCAAGAAACUCGUGAGGUAAAUAUUAAUGAAGCAUUAGAGACUAUAAUAUAUCAUGUUAAACGGUUAUUAUCGAUUGACCAUGGAGUUCAUUUUGACCCAAGGUCUACACUGUUCAAUAUACCAAUGAUUGAAAACAGUCAAUUAACAUUUAAAGAAGAUACAUUGUAUAAUGCUUUAAACGCAGCAUUUGCUUAUAUAUUAGGUCAUGAACAAGUACAAAAUAGUGGUAUUGCAAUAUACUUAGAUAAAGUUAUGUUAAAGAAACCAUUGACAUUCACAGAAGAUGGUCCAAAAGCAACUGGUAUUGUUGGUGAUGGAACAUUAUUGACGAAAGAAUACUUAGCAAGUCAUGUCGGAGAAUUUUUCUCCACUAAUGAUAGCAUCAGUACAACACCAGAAGUUAUUUUAUUGAAGAAACCAAUCACAUUUGAUGUUAAAGGAAAGACAAAAGCAACUGGUAUAGCUGGCGAUGGAGUUCUUCUGACUAAGGAAUACUUGAAGAAAAAUAUCAAUGACUUCGUUGAAAUUGUCAAAGAUAAAGAAUCUGGUCUUAAGUUCAACCCUUUAUCAUUCAUCUUUGCCAUAGCAAACGCCGGUGCUACUGCAGCCUCAUGGAUAUCACUCCAGAGUCAAAUAAAUGCUCUUUGGGCUUUUGUUGAAAGUCAAGAAGGUAUAGAUACUGUUCUUGACACUCUGGGUAAUCUUGGUCCAAAUCAUAAAGGAGGUUUUGUGGAUGGAAUAAAAAAUUUAGUUGAAAAGACUAAAACAAGUUUCCAGAAGAUAACUCAUAUAGAAAGAUUCAGAAAUGAAGGUUAUAUGGAACUUGAGAGUUUUGAUGUGACUGGACCUUUGGAACCAAUUCUAAUGGCACGUGAUGCUAAUGAUAAAGAAGAGAAAGAUCCUGGACCAAAAACAAUCAUUUCUACGUUAAGUACUUUGUACCCUGAUUUUGUGACCUUAGUGAAAGUUGCUAAUACAUCAAGAAAGAACAAUAAUAUUACUAUGUCUGGUACUGAUGACCUUACUGAUUAUCUUUAUCUCAUUCUUGCUGAAUUAGCGAAGAAAGUUGAGGAGAACAAAAAUAAUGGAGGAAGAACUGCACUUAAGAUUGCAGACAAAGCUGACAAAAGUUAUGUUGACGAAGAGAUACGUAAAGUUGCAUCUAAAGAAUAUACUUUAUCACAGUCUGUCAUACUUAAGACAAUCAAAGGUCCAGAGAAAGAUAUGUACCCAGGUGAUGGUACAACAGUUAAAGUUAAUGAAAGAGUUUCAUUCCCAUCUGGUAUUGAUGCAAAAGAAGUAUAUAUUAAUGGUGAAAACAUCAAUACAACAUUGAUUCCUUUGAAAAAUAAUGAGUUCACUGAACCUUUGACAGUUAAAUCAAUUCGUUCAAGAGAAGACAAACCUGUUAUAAUCAAUAAAAUAGGAGCUGAUAAUGACCAACCAGUUCAAAUCAAGAAAAUAAGAGCUGAUGACAUUAUCUUGAACUAUACUUUAGGCUCAAGUGCUCCACAAGAAGAUCCUCAUAUGAGUUUAACAGAGACCUUGCAAAAUUUGAAUGGUACUGCAUAUAAUAUGUCUAUGAGUUAUAACAACUUUAAAGCACAUGAGUUACCAGUUCUGUUAGACAACAAAGCAGACAAAACUUAUGUUAAUGAACAGAUCUCAAAGAUCUCUAAUGCAUCUGUAAACAAUGGAAUACCUGAAAGCAUUACAGUUAGCUUUGGUAAUAAUGAUAUGGGUAAAGUUGCAAUAUUUAUAAAUUAUAACAUUGGUCCAUCAGAAAAAGGUCCAAGUUACUAUACAUUGAGUCAUGGUAAAUCUAUUGAACUUGUGUUCCACAAAAAAGAUGGAACAAACUUAACUAUUCAUCCUGGAGAUACGUUUGAGUUUUAUUUGAACGAUGUCACCACAGUAGAUUAUACUUAUAGACCUUCUAACAUGUUUGACAUGAUGUAUCCAAUUGGUUCUAUAUUUACAUCAAUGAGCUCAACAAGCCCGCAAACCCUUUAUGGAGGUGUUUGGCAACCGAUUGUUGAUCAGUUUCUUUACUGUUCUAACUCAUCAAUGGACUUUGGUGGUUCAAAGACUAUCAGAGUUGAAAACCUUCCACCACACUCCCAUAGGUUCAGUGCAACAACAUCUACUAAUGGAGAGCAUUCACAUUCAAUGACAAAAAGAGGUUAUACAAAUCUUGCAGCAGGUUCUGAUAGACAAGGUAUGAAUAGAUAUGAUAUCACAGAUGACCCUAGAGAUGUUAGUACAGGUAUUUUCUGCGGAUCUGCAGGAAACCAUACUCACACAGUAGCUGGAAUCACAGAUGCAACAGGAAAAGGUCAAGACUUCUUACCACCAUUUAUGACUGUAUUCGCUUGGUUCAGAGCUGCUUAA
Messenger RNA from Trichomonas vaginalis G3, 2697 nucleotides. RefSeq names its product ATP binding. The transcript has a single exon. Lineage: Eukaryota; Parabasalia; Trichomonadida; Trichomonadidae. The coding region runs from base 1 to 2697 and encodes 898 amino acids. The record is from RefSeq and is a predicted model, not a curated record.